This is a messenger RNA of Spathaspora passalidarum NRRL Y-27907, 1380 nucleotides long. RefSeq names its product lipase family protein. Gene Ontology annotation, biological process: lipid catabolic process. The transcript has a single exon. Gene Ontology annotation, molecular function: triacylglycerol lipase activity. The record is from RefSeq and is a predicted model, not a curated record. The coding region runs from base 1 to 1380 and encodes 459 amino acids. NCBI's taxonomy places the organism in Eukaryota, Fungi, Ascomycota, Pichiomycetes, Serinales, Debaryomycetaceae.
AUGCCUUUCAUAAUCUUCUUGUUUCUUUUUAUUUUGCAAGCAAUUGCAAUCCCACUUCAACUUAAAAGUCCUUUAGAUGAUGACUUUUACACACUUCCUCAAGGUUACGAAGCAGCAGCUCCUGGUGAUAUUUUGAAAUUUCGACCAGCACCUGCCCAACUAGCAAGUUUAUUCAUUUCCAUUAAAGUUAAAAAUGUUUGGCAAUUGGUGGUGAGAUCGGAAGAUUCAUUUGGUCAACCAACAGCUUUUGUCACAACUAUAAUUGAACCAUUUAAUGCUGACCCAUCGAAAGUUGUUUCAUACCAAACAAUGGAAGAUUCGGCCAGCUUAAACUGUUCACCAUCAUAUGGUUUACAAUCGGGAGCACCAAUCUCCACAAUAGCAACCCAAUAUGAUAUGACAUUUAUGAUGAUUGCCCUUGAAAAUGGAUAUUUUGUUGCUAGUCCUGAUUACGAAGGGUUUAUUUCUGCAUUUACAGUAGGCAGAAGAUCAGGACAGGCCGUUCUUGAUUCUGUAAGAGCAGUAAUAAAAUCAGGAAACUUUACUGGAAUCAAAAAAGACGCCAAAGUGGGUCUUUGGGGAUAUUCUGGAGGCGCAUUAGCAUCUGGUUGGGCUGCUUUACUUCAACCAUCAUAUGCCCCUGAAUUGAAAUCUACUUUAGUUGGUGCUUCCCUUGGAGGGUUUGUUACCAAUAUUACUGCUGUUGCAGAAAUUGUUGAUGGAGAAUUAUUUGCCGGAUUAAUCCCAGUUGCAUUGACUGGGGUGAGUAAUGAAUAUCCAGUGGCCAAAACUCUUAUUGCAGAAAACAUUGCACCACAACAUUUGGCCAAGUUUAAUGAAGCUGGAAAUAAGUGUCUUAUUCCUUCAGUGUUGUACUUCUUUAAUGAUCACAUUCUUACAGGAAAAGACCCAAUGUUUCCUGCUGGUUUUUCAUUAUUACAAAAUGGACAAGUAAAAGAAAUCGUCGAGGAAAACUCCAUCGUUUAUUUAGAUUCAAGUUAUGUUCCUAAAAUUCCUAUAUUUGUCUACCAUGGUACUUUAGACAAGGUUGUUCCAAUCAAAGAUGUCUAUGUCACUUAUGAUAACUGGUGUCAAUGGGGUAUUAAUUCGUUUGAAUUUGCAGAAGAUACAUUGAAUGGACAUAUCAGUGAACAAUUAGUUGGAGGACCAGCUAGUUGGACUUGGUUAAAUGGAAUAUUUCAAGGGAAUAAUCCAGUCUCUGGAUGCUCGCAUACAAAAAGGGUAUCUAAUCUUCUUUACCCUGGAAUUUCACUGGCAACGAAACAAUACUUUGAAGGAAUCAAGGAUUCAUUAUUGAAAGUGAAAUUGGGACCAGACGCCAAGAAUAUGACUGUUAUUGAUAUCAUGAAUAAGUAUUAG